Rubroshorea leprosula is the source of this 662-nucleotide messenger RNA. Lineage: Eukaryota; Viridiplantae; Streptophyta; Magnoliopsida; Malvales; Dipterocarpaceae. The record is from the annotation of a GenBank genome assembly.
AGAGUGGUAAUAUCAGCAAUAUAGUCAUUGUUGCUAAUUUUUGGUUGGUAAAAAUAUAAAAAUAAUAGCAACAUGGUAUAUGUUGUUAAUACUUUAGGUGCUUGAAAACUUUUCAACAACAAAAACCAUGUUGUUAGAAGUGGAGCUCACUUUUAGGUGGAUAAUGUGCAGUAUACGGUGGCUGGAAAAUUUCAGCAACAUAUGGGAGGAGUCUGAGGGAAAGUUCAAGGGGAUUUUGGGCUACACUGAAGAUGAUCAUUCCACUGAAGAUGAUCAUGCCAGAGACUUACUUGGUGACAGAAGGUCAAGCAUUUUCAAUGCCAUGCCCACUGCUUGUUCUGCUUUGGACAAUAACCAUUUCAAAUUCAUCUUCCACUGUGACAACCAGUGGGGUUACAGCUGUCGUGUAAUUGACUUGAUUCUCCAUAUGGACUCUGUCCAAGCUCAAAGCUAAACUAAUUUCAGGCGAUCAAUAUUUCCCGUUGCCGCAAAUAAACCUAGAUGUUACUUAUGACGACCUUUAUGUUAUGUUUCUAAUAUUUCCAUAGGAAAUACCGUAUGCUCAUGUUGAACUUACUUCCGAAUUUUUUGAAUUGUUUUCCCCUUUUUAGUACCACCAAAUUUGAAGCGGAUCUGAACAUCGUAUAGAUUUUGGUUGAACU